UUGCCUAUUAGGAUUCUUUCCCUCCGUUUAUCUCUCCUGCACGAUUUUCCUGCCCUUUCAUCAUCGCCUCUUCUUCUCUUCGCAUUCUUCGUUUUUUAAACUCUGUUCUUGCAUCUGUGACUUGGUGUGUGCAUCUGCUCUCGGUAUGCCAACUACUAAAGUCAUGCAUCUGAUUUAUGGUAAGGAUUGUUGUUUGUCCACUUCAGGUUAUUGCUUACUCAACUAAAUAUCAUAUUCAAGCAGGGAAGAGAUAAACAAAGCAUUAGGUUUGGUUAGCCACUGCUACCUCGAUUCGACGACCUAUUUCAUAUAAUACGUUAGGAUUUUUUGAAGAUGCAAGGGUUUUGUUGCUCGGUCUUGGGUGUUGAUUAAUUUGUUUACUCCAAUUGCAUUGUUUGUUGCUCGAACAAUACACUCUUUAAACGGGACCAUCCAUGUUCUCCUUCUGGUUGUCAUAUUAGGAUGGUGCAAUAUAAUUUGUGCUAUGACUCUGAUUCUCUUCACUUUCAAAUCAUAGGACUAGAGGCUAGAGCUCAUAUGCAGAGAGCCAGUAGAUUGAAAGAGUACCUGCUCUGUUGGACUGCCCUUUUUGUAAGAGAAACCAAAGGACUGGAGUUUUAUAACCCAAAAUGAUUGGCCGUGUAUGCUACGUGAGCCUUCCACUGUCCCAUGUGCACCAUAACAUCGAAACAAAUAAACCAAAUUCAAGCUUUGAUUCUCAAAGCCCCUCACCCCAAAACCCUGAAUCAGCUACUGAAACUCCUAGCGAACUCAGAUACUCCACAAAAUGCCUUUCUCCUCUACAACCAAAUGCUUCACCACCCAACAUGUCACAAUAAUUACACAUUUUCUCAUGCCCUCAAGGCCUGCUUCGUGUCCCACUCGCACCAAAAGGGCCUGGAGAUCCAUGCCCGGGUUGUCAAGUCGGGUCACCUUUCCGAUAUAUUCAUUCAGAACUCCUUGAUUCAUUUCUAUGUGACCCAGAAUGAGAUUUGCUCUGCUCGCCGGAUUUUCAACUCUAUAUCCGCCCCCGACGUCGUUUCAUUGACUAGUAUUAUUUCUGGGCUUUCUAAGUGUGGGUAUGAAGAGGAGGCUUUACUCAUUUUUUCAAAAAUGAACGUGAAACCCAACUUGGCUACCCUUGUUGGUGUUGUCUCUGCUUGUUCUGGUUUAGGCGAUCUUGGGCUUGGUAAAUCGGUGCAUGGUUAUAGUUUGAGGAGUUUGGAUGUUAAUGGGAUUCUGUUGGAUAAUGCAUUGCUGGACUUUUACAUGAAAUGUGGGGAUUUCUUGAGUGCAGAGUACCUGUUUGUGUAUAUGCUGAAGAGAGAUGUGGUGUCUUGGACUACAAUGGUUGGCGGUUAUGCACGGAGAGGAUUUUGUGAAGAAGCUGUUAGGAUAUUUAAAAACAUGGUGCAAGAAGGAGAAGCCGAGCCUAAUGAGGCCACUCUGGUGAAUGUGUUGUCAGCAUGUUCUUCUGUCAGUGGGUUAAGUUUGGGGCGUUGGGUGCACUCUUAUAUUUAUUCACGUCCCGAUCUUUUAGCCUAUAGUAACAACGUUGGAAAUGCUCUUCUCAAUAUGUACCUUAAAUGUGGGGAUGUAGACAUGGCAAUUCAAGUUUUCAACACUCUUAUUCACAAGGAUAUCAUAUCAUGGAGUACCAUUAUCCGAGGUAUGGCAAUGAACGGUUGUGUUAAGCAAGCAUUGCAGCUCUUCUCAUUGAUGUUGGUUCAUGGGAUAGUUCCUGAUGAUGUUGCCUUCCUAGGUUUGUUAUCUGCGGGCAGUCAUGCAGGGCUUGUUGGUCAAGGGUUGAUGUUCUUCAAAGCUAUGGAAAGUGUUUAUGGGGUUGUACCUCAGAUGCAACAUUAUGCAUGCAUGGUUGAUAUGUAUGGACGAGCUGGGAGGUUGGAGGAAGCAGAGGCUUUUAUUAGAACAAUGCCUUUACAAGCUGAUGGGCCGGUGUGGGGAGCUCUGCUCAAUGCUUGUAGAAUACAUGGAGAUGAUGAGAUGUUCAAGCGAAUCAGGGUGGGACUCCUCAACUCAAGAGGAGUGAGCAUUGGAACAUUUGCGUUAUUAUCGAACACUUACGCCAGUUCUGAUCGAUGGGAUGAUGCCAAUGAGGUUCGUGAUGCAAUGAGAUCAAUGGGGUUGAAGAAGAUGGCUGGUCGCAGCUGGAUUGAAACUGUCCCAGCCAACUCUGGACAGGACUUUGAUGCAUGUCUUGCUGAGGCAGCAAAGUAACACUCAAUCGCAAUGACAGGUUCUCCAGGAAACUAUGAUAAAAUGGUGAGUUGGCCAGGAAACUAUGACUAUGAUCAAGCGUGACUGCACAGAACAUAAACAAGUCAACAACCAUAGCACUUCGAAGGGUAAUUGUGUUUUUGUAGCUGGUCAAAGGCCACAAUAAGGGCCUCCCGUUCCAAUUGAUGAAAAUGAAUCAAUGUUUUCUUUUUAUACAUUGCCCAUGUAAACUUAACAUCAGAAAUGAAGACACCCUUGAAUUGUAUGCAA
This is a messenger RNA of Tripterygium wilfordii, 2508 nucleotides long. RefSeq names its product pentatricopeptide repeat-containing protein At1g08070, chloroplastic-like. The record is from RefSeq and is a predicted model, not a curated record. The transcript has 3 exons. Gene Ontology annotation, molecular function: RNA binding; protein binding. Gene Ontology annotation, cellular component: intracellular membrane-bounded organelle. Bases 670 to 2238 code for a protein of 522 amino acids. Lineage: Eukaryota; Viridiplantae; Streptophyta; Magnoliopsida; Celastrales; Celastraceae. Gene Ontology annotation, biological process: RNA modification.